Zasmidium cellare ATCC 36951 is the source of this 1539-nucleotide messenger RNA. RefSeq lists its product as uncharacterized. Gene Ontology annotation, cellular component: membrane. Gene Ontology annotation, molecular function: transmembrane transporter activity. Gene Ontology annotation, biological process: transmembrane transport. The record is from RefSeq and is a predicted model, not a curated record. NCBI's taxonomy places the organism in Eukaryota, Fungi, Ascomycota, Dothideomycetes, Mycosphaerellales, Mycosphaerellaceae. Bases 1 to 1539 code for a protein of 512 amino acids. The transcript is spliced from 6 exons.
AUGUAUUUGGGCCAUUUACUAUUAAGUGCCCACGAUGAUGAGUCCGAGACUGCGAGGAUUGAACGCCUUGGACGACAGCGGCCUGAGAAGCUGGGCUCGAUGUGGAAGGAGGUCGGCUUCGUCUUCUCCAUCACGGUCUCGCAACUCUUGAGCGAGUACUUCAUAUCGGGCUUCACGCUUCUGCUGCCAACAGUAUCAGAGGCACUAAACAUCCCUUCGGCAUCCACCACUUGGCCGGCCAGUGCCUUCUCGCUCGUCGUCUCAUCCUUCCUGAUACCGUUCGGGCGGUUGGCUGACAUCUAUGGCGGCUUUCCAGUCUACAUCGCUGGCUGCGUUUGGUACUGCGCCUGGUCGAUCAUCGCUGGCUUCGCUCAGAACGAGCUGAUGUUGGACAUGUGCCGUGCUCUGCAAGGCCUUGGUCCUGCAGCUUACCUUCCAGCCGGUCUUCAGCUACUAGGCAGUACAUAUCGACCAGGUCCACGCAAGAACAUCGUCUUCUCGAUCUACGGUGCCAUGGCUCCUUUUGGAUUCUUCAUCGGUCUCUUCUUCGCUGGCGUAUCAAGCCAAUUCACAACCUGGAGAUGGUACUUCUGGAUCGGCGCCAUCCUCAUCGCUCUUACCACCGGCAUCGCCUUCUUCGCCAUCCCAUCCGACACAGACAAUGUGAAGAACAACGGAGUCAAGAUGGAUUGGUACGGGAGUAUCACAAUCGUCAGCGGUUUGAUCCUUGUGGUCUUUGCCAUUACCGACUCCGCUCAUGCCCCGAAUGGCUGGGCUACGUGGUAUAUCCUCUUGACUUUCCUGGGCGGUUUGGCUAUACUUGGAGUUGCAUUCUGGGUGGAGGGAUGGGUCGCUGAACAGCCUUUGCUGCCAUUCUCAGUCUUCAAGAUCAAGUUUGUGCGUCCGUUCAUACUCGGUCUGCUUUUUGCAUACGGCACGCUAGGGAUCUACUUGCUAUAUGCAAGCUUCUACUGCAUACGAAUCCUCAAGACAACCCCCAUGCAACUCGUAGCCUGGUACGUCCCCAUGGCCCUCAUCGGCAUCCUCCUCGCAAUCUUCGGCGGCGCCUUCCUCCACGUCCUGUCCCCACGCAUCCUGAUGUUCGUAACCGGAGUCGCCAUCAUCAUCGAGUCUGUCCUCUUCGCCCUCGCUCCCGCCGAUGCCAACUACUGGAGCUGGAUCUUCGUCCCCAUGAUUAUGUCCACGGUCGCCAUCGACAUCAUCUUCAACGUGGCCAACAUCUUCUUUUCCUCCACUUUGCCGUCUCGUCAACAAGGAUUCGCCGGUGCGCUGAGCAAUGUCCUGCUCCAGCUGGGCAUUGCACUCUUGCUUGGAUUCGCGGAGAUCAUCGCUUCGGAGACAGCCUAUCAAGGAGAACGACAGAGCUAUCAGAAUGUCUUUUGGUUCAACUUGGCUUGUGGCGCUACUGCUCUGGUCAUAUUUAUGGCAUUUGUACGCAUUGGAAGGGCCAAGGCGGAUCUCACAGCCGAUGAAAAGGAAGCGCAGCGCCAACGAGAGGAGAACCCAGAAAGUACAUGA